This is a messenger RNA of Moneuplotes crassus, 813 nucleotides long. Lineage: Eukaryota; Ciliophora; Spirotrichea; Euplotida; Euplotidae. The record is from the annotation of a GenBank genome assembly.
UAGCAAAAACAAUAAUUAUUUUCAGCAAAAAUGGGUAAAACAGUCAAGGAGAUUAUUGAAGAAGAGUACGGAACCAAUAUUGAUGAGUACAAAGAUGAUUUCACUGCCUUAGUUGUUGAAGCUGAGGAUAUCAUCGAGCUUACCGAGGAGGAUAAGAAGUUCUUGGAGAACUUCACUAAGGUCACCAACCUGUCAAUUGUAUCCUGCAAGCUGAAGAGUCUAAACAAUUUCCCUGACUUUGAAAAUCUUGAGAGGUUAGAGUUGGCCGACAACAAUAUUGCUGGAGGGCUUGGAGCAUUAUCAAAAUAUCCUAAUCUAAAGAACCUGAAGUUAUGAGGCAACAAGAUAAAGUCAAUUGAUGACGUUGCUGAGUUGAAGCCUUUAUCCAAACUUGAAAAUCUAGACUUUAUCGAGACUCCUCUCUCCAAGACAGAGGACUACAAGAAGAAGAUCUGGGAGCUAUUCGAGAACCUAAAAGUGCUAGACAACUUUGAUAAGGACGGAGAGGAAUGCCUCUCUGAGCUCGAUGCUGACGAAGCUGAUGGUGAAGGUGAAGGAGACCUCGGCGAUUUCAUUGACCCUAAAGAUCUCACAGAGGAAGAAAAGCAAAGACUUGAGAAGCAAGGACUCAAAUUUAUUGAGGGAGAGGGCGAAGAUUAUGAUGAUGAAGGUGAAGAACAAGAGGAAGAAGAUACCGCCAAAGCAGGAGAGAAGAGAGCCAGAGAAGAUGACCCAGAGGAAUCCGGCAAUAAGAGGCAGAAAACUGAGGAGUAAGGUGCAGAGGAUGGGCUGUUGGUAGCUAUUGUUAAUUUA